Molecule: messenger RNA, 945 nt
Organism: Struthio camelus australis
Lineage: Eukaryota; Metazoa; Chordata; Aves; Struthioniformes; Struthionidae
Source: RefSeq, a predicted model, not a curated record
UACAAGUGCCCCAGUCUUCCAACUGGAGCAGUCCCUCACGUUCUCGAGGGCCUGUUCAUCCUCCUGUGCCUCUCCCGGUGCUGCUGUCUGGGUGCACAGCUGAUGCGUUUUGUCCUACUCUGCUCUGGCCUAGAGGAGUAUUGCAAGAAGAAAGCCGUGGAUCACUUGAGAACAAAUCUGCAGUACAUGACAAACGGACGAUUUGUUGCAGACAAAGCUGUUACGCAACAAAUUCUUACCCAGAACAGAGGCAGGAAAUCCAAAGACCGGCCUCCAGAGAAGAAGACAAAGAAGAAGUCUGAAGGCACUGUCUUCACUGAGGAAGAUUUCCGUAAAUUUGAGAGAGAAUACUUCGGGACAGCUUAAACAAUGUGCCAGCAAUUCUUGCGGCUCCAGUCUUUCUGCAGCUCAGUGUUCAGAACAUAGAACUGGCCCUGUCCUCAACUUGUUUGAGAUGGGAUGUAGGAGACGUGCCUCUUCAUCAACAAGCAACACCACACUUGCAGAGAAACUCUGCAUCUGUGCAGAACUUGUUACUUGCUAGCCAAAGCCGAGGAGGUUGUCUUGGCUCUGCGAUGUUUUGUCUUUAUAAUUACCCACCUCCAGCUAACAUGUCUCUUACAUUCUUGAUGUAGAAGAGUGGAGCAAGCCAAGUAUGAAUCUUGUUCCUCUUCCUCAGGAUGCAAGGCCUCUGCUACCUGUAUUACACGGCAAGGAGCUUUUAAAGUUCUAUAUCUCAAUGGAGGAAAUAUUUGGGACCAGCAGAAAUAAAUCAUCAGAAGAAAGGGAAGGAUGCUUUGAAAGACUGUAUGUAAAAGCAGAAGUUAAACUUGAGCAGUCUUGCAGUUUCUGUUCUUAUUACAGCCUCUGCCAGGCUUUUCUGUCAUUGCAAAAAGUUUAUAUAUGUUAUGCGAUUAAAUAAGGCCUUUUGUAGAUACUACGUAC